AUGAUUAAGACGGAAAUACAAACAAAUGACGGAAGUCUCUACACGGUUCUGCAGAUAUCAAAAAGAGCAAGCGCAGAAGAGGUGAGAAUAGCGUACAAGAAGGCAGCAAAGCUAACGCACCCAGAUAUCGACUCGAUGAAAUCCGGAGAGUUUGAAGAGAUCAACAAGGCGUACACCAUCCUUGCGAACAAAAAGAACAGAAUGCUCUACAACACCUUCGGAGACAGCAUCCUUCCGAUCCUCCAGGACCACAGAUACUCGCCGUACAUAGAAAAGAUGCUGUCAAACAGAAUGAUAGCAGCGGGAGGGAUAGUGCUGGGCCUCUUCCUUCUGAGCACUCUCUUCUACCCCUAUCUCAUCCUCCUUGCGAGUAUGCACAUACUUCCGUACUACACUCUCACAGUCAUUCCACACACUCUUUUUUAUUUUGGCUGUCUGUUCAGUAUAUACCAGAUGGGAAUGGGGGACAUGAGGUCAAAAAUAUCCCACCACAUCAUGUACUACGGGCUGCUCCUCGUGCAGAUGCUGAUUAUCACGCUGUACACAGACUCUCUCGUGAGCACCCAGGCCUUUUUGUUCUAUCUCGUGAACAAUGAGAUAGCACACGCUCUAGUAGAAGUAGUGUACAGCCUCCAGUACCUCGAGCUCUCAUCGAUGGAGUACGUGAUACAGAGGACCUUCAAGCGCAUUGCAUGCGUAAAGUACGCAGCAGGCGCGCUCUUUAGAAUCCUCCUGUGCGGGCUGUUUAUGGUAGAUGUUUCCCCGUAUGCAAGAGCCUCUUUGUUCCCCCUGUAUAUUUUUGUGCUGACUGCCACAGGAAGCAUGGAAAAGAUCGGAGGAUGCAUCCUAACGUGUCUUCUGCUCGUGCAGUCUAUGUUCUGCGCGUGUGCGUGCAGGGAGAGCAUGAGCGCAGCUGGCUGGGGCGUGGCAGCUGCAGUGCUGCUCCUCGCUCUCCUCGGCGUGGCUAAGAUCGUGCAGGAGACAAGAAAAGUGUUCAUCAGCGCGCAGUGGAACUGCAUGGCGCCGCUGAGAAUCACGGACAAAGAGUGCUAG
Messenger RNA from Nematocida minor, 1053 nucleotides. RefSeq lists its product as uncharacterized. The transcript has a single exon. The coding region runs from base 1 to 1053 and encodes 350 amino acids. NCBI's taxonomy places the organism in Eukaryota, Fungi, Microsporidia. The record is from RefSeq and is a predicted model, not a curated record.